AUGCCCGCGGCGCCUCACGCGCUCCCUCGCACAACCAUUCGAGUCGUCCUUCAAGCGGACCUCCCAACCAGUCCCCAUCACUUUCGACGUGCGCUCGCCGGCCCCACCGCACGCGGCCCUACUGGACUCAGCCCUCGUGUUGCACCCCUUUCCGUUCCCCCAACAGAGUCGCUCUCCUUGCCCCAGCUCGCUGCAUCGACCUUUGAUGCCGCGUUUAUCGAAGAAACAUGCAAUUUGAACUAA
Molecule: messenger RNA, 243 nt
Organism: Aphanomyces astaci
Lineage: Eukaryota; Oomycota; Saprolegniomycetes; Saprolegniales; Verrucalvaceae
Exons: 2
Coding region: 1-243 (80 amino acids)
Source: RefSeq, a predicted model, not a curated record